This is a messenger RNA of Cryptomeria japonica (Japanese cedar), 1941 nucleotides long. RefSeq names its product phosphoserine aminotransferase 2, chloroplastic. The transcript has a single exon. The record is from RefSeq and is a predicted model, not a curated record. Lineage: Eukaryota; Viridiplantae; Streptophyta; Pinopsida; Cupressales; Cupressaceae. Gene Ontology annotation, biological process: L-serine biosynthetic process. Gene Ontology annotation, cellular component: chloroplast stroma; cytoplasm. The coding region runs from base 187 to 1497 and encodes 436 amino acids. Gene Ontology annotation, molecular function: pyridoxal phosphate binding; O-phospho-L-serine:2-oxoglutarate transaminase activity.
UCAAAGACUCUCCAGCAAUAGAGUAGAGGAAAGCCCAGGGAAACUUGGGUAUUUAUAGAAGCAAACAUCAUUCGGUCUUCUCCACUCUGCAGUCGUCUGCCUCAGAUUUUUAUAUUUUGCCCUCUUUCUUUCUUUAGGCCUGAGAUCCAAUUUUUUUUUCCAAGCUAAUAGUAGUAAGCAUAUCCCAUGGCAGCCUCAAUAGCAUGCCAGCAAGCCUUCGCGCUCAAAAAUCCCUCACAGCCCAAAAAUGUUUUGGUGGGUAGUCCAUCAUAUUUCUCAGGAAAGAAGCUGUGUAAACUAUCUUUAUCUCUGGGAAAAACUACCCAUAACCCAUGUCAUGAAUCUUUGGCCAUCAGGUGUACAGCAGUUGCACCAUUGACUGCUGCCCCAGAUCUAGUCGACGAUCAGGAAGCUCGUGUUUUCAAUUUCGCUGCUGGACCUGCCAUACUUCCUGAAAAUGUGCUGAAGAAAGCACAGGCUGAGCUCUACAACUGGAGGGGAUCUGGAAUGAGCAUAAUGGAGAUGAGCCACAGAGGUAAGGAAUUCCUUUCUGUUAUACAAAAGGCUGAAUCUGAUUUGCGUGAGCUUCUGAGUAUUCCUGCAAAUUAUGAGGUUCUUUUUCUCCAAGGCGGUGCUUCGACACAGUUUUCUUGCUUGCCAUUAAACCUCUGUGGCCCUGAAGAUACAGCAGAGUAUAUUGUGACUGGAUCCUGGGGUGAUAAAGCCUUUAAGGAAGGGCAGAGGUUUUGCAAGGCCAAUCUGGUUUGGUCGGGCAAGUCCACAAAAUAUACUAGGAUUCCUUCUGAGGAGGAAUAUCAGUUGAACCCAAAUGCAAAAUACCUGCACAUCUGUGCUAAUGAGACCAUCCAUGGUGUGGAGUUUAAGGACUACCCUAAGACCAAGGGGGAUAGUACCAUUCUACUUGCCGACAUGUCAUCUAAUUUUUGCUCCAAGCCUGUGGAUGUCUCUAAGUUUGGGGUGAUCUAUGCUGGAGCCCAGAAGAAUGUAGGGCCAUCUGGUGUGACCAUUGUUAUAAUCAGAAACGACCUUAUUGGCAAGGCCCAAGCCUGUACCCCCCUCAUGCUUGACUACAAGAUCCAUGCUGAAAACAAGUCAUUAUAUAAUACUCCUCCCUGCUUUGCAAUCUACAUGUGUGGUUUGGUGUUUGAGGAUCUUCUUGCUCAGGGGGGUCUGAAAGAAAUUGAAAAGAAGAAUAUCCAUAAGGCCAAAAUCCUGUAUGAUGCAAUUGAUGAGAGUAAUGGAUUCUAUAGGUGCCCUGUGGAGAAGUCUGUAAGGUCCCUGAUGAAUGUACCAUUUACACUUGAAAAGAGCGAGCUUGAGAGCGAGUUCAUCAAACAGGCAGCCAGUGAGAACAUGCUGCAGCUCAAGGGACACAGAUCUGUGGGUGGAGUCAGGGCUUCAAUCUACAAUGCAAUGCCAUUGGCAGGAGUGGAGAAAUUGGUAUCAUUUAUGAAGGCCUUCCAAGCAAAGCAUUAAUUAGGUUUAAUGGAUCCCGUGGAUCUCGCUUGAUGCGUUUGAGGAGUUAAAUAAAUUAUACUUUCUUACAAGGCUAGAUAUUGAUCUGCUCUGAUAUAGAUUUGUUAUAGUGAAUUUUCACGCAAGGAGUAAAUUUUAGCUCUAUUUUCUAGGCCUAUGUUGUUGUAAUUCGGAAUAGCUAUAGUUUUUGUUCUUGUCGCCAUUUAAAGGAUUUUCAUCAAAAUAUGCUUUGAUUAGUGCGAUUUGAACAUUUAAGAAUGAGAAUUAUUAAGAAGAGUAGAAUGGAAGUAUCUUCUUUGAAAUAUUUUGCUACGUGCUAGUGGAUAUCCAACAAAUGUAUUUGAUAAUUGUAGUACAGCUUGCAAAGCAAGGCAUUUGAAGAUUGUUUUGAUUCAUCUGGUAAUGUACAAAUAAAAUGUUUUCUUAGCCUGCCUUGCCUUUUAA